AUGAGCGUGGAUGGGACCACUGCCUUGAAGAAUUUAAAUAACAUUUACAACAGCAUCCACAACUUCAUCGCUUUAGCUGAAAAGGGAAACAGUUCGGAUAUCGCAUUAAAGCUACGUCACUUGGAAGCAUCACUGGAACAGUUGAAAGAAGCCAUUGAUUCUACUUCUGAUAUUAUUGGGAACGAAAAUUACCAACGUGCUAGGAUAGCUGAUUUGAAUCGACGAAUUACAUUGAAAGACGGUUUAAUCAAUUCAUUUCGAAAUGGACAGUGCUCAUUCGGCACAUAA
Messenger RNA from Brugia malayi, 288 nucleotides. RefSeq lists its product as uncharacterized. The record is from RefSeq and is a predicted model, not a curated record. Bases 1 to 288 code for a protein of 95 amino acids. Gene Ontology annotation, biological process: regulation of transcription by RNA polymerase II. The transcript is spliced from 3 exons. NCBI's taxonomy places the organism in Eukaryota, Metazoa, Nematoda, Chromadorea, Rhabditida, Onchocercidae. Gene Ontology annotation, cellular component: mediator complex. Gene Ontology annotation, molecular function: transcription coregulator activity.